Molecule: messenger RNA, 1438 nt
Organism: Phodopus roborovskii (desert hamster)
Lineage: Eukaryota; Metazoa; Chordata; Mammalia; Rodentia; Cricetidae
Gene: Tmem150b
Product: transmembrane protein 150B
Exons: 6
Coding region: 490-1206 (238 amino acids)
Source: RefSeq, a predicted model, not a curated record
CUGUAGGAAGGAAGGAAGGGGCUCCCUGAAGCAUCUGAGACAGGAAGUGGUAGUUUGGGUGUCCUACAGAAAGUGACUGGUUAGAUCCAAGGCUCAGUAUCGCAUAUACACUCAGCUUGGACUUUGCCUCUGUGGGAAUGUGGAGGACAGCCUUCCCUGACCACACCUGGAAUCAAGGCUGGUCUUUCCUGAUACUGUCACCCAGACCGAAACGCAUCAAGAGAGUUAAGAGAACGUGAGGAACUCGGACAGGAGAGGUCCUGGGGGAACCCAGAGACUGGGAGGUAGAGGUGAAGGAGGAAACAGACAAGCAUCAGUUGAUUAGGGGCAAGGAAGAUACGGAAAACUGCCCGGAGCAAAGGCUGGCCUGUCUCAACCAGUCUUCCAGCAAAUGUGGCCACAGAGACAGUUAUCUUCAACCCCAUAUAUUUGAGGACUGCUAAGUGACCUGCGAGACCCAGCUUCUCCACUUCUACCACACAGCCCAGCAUGUGGAACUACCUGUCCUUGCUGCCUGUCAUCCUAGCUCUAUGGGCUAUCGCUGGGACCUGGAUUGUGUUUGCAAUUGCCGUGGCUAACAAGAGUGUGCAGCUGGAGAACGGCUUCCCCUUCAUCAGUAACUGUGGGUCUUAUGCUCCCCAGAGCUGUAUUUUCGGCCAAGUCCUCAAUACAGGAGCUGCUCUAGCUGUUUGGAUCUGCAUUGUGCGGUACCAUCAACUCCGGGACUGGGGCGUCAAAACGUGGCAAAACCAGUUGAUUCUGUGCUCGGGAAUCCUCUGUGCCCUGGGAACCUCCAUAGUAGGCAAUUUUCAGGAGAAGAACCAGAAGUCGACGCACCUGGCAGGGGCCUUUCUGGCCUUUAUCCUGGGCAACCUGUAUUUCUGGCUACAAUUCUUUCUGUCCUGGUGGAUGAAGGGUCUGCCUCAACCUGGGCCCCGCUGGAUUAGGCCUCUCCGCCUGAGUUUCUGCAUCCUCUCCACCAUCCUCAUUGUGACCAUGAUCAUCCUGUACUCCCAACUGAUGCGAUCUGCCUCCGCCGCCUGCGAGUGGGCAGUGGCCAUGAUGCUCUUCACGCAGUUUGGCCUCUUUGCUGUGGAUUUCUCCAGCUUGGGUGGUUGCAGCCUCCACUUACAACCCAAACUGGACGCCAGCCUCCCACAGGCUCCCUCUGGGUCUCCAAACAUACAGACAUCACAGGCGCUCUGACUCGGCCCCUGAACAACUGGCAGAGGAGGAAGGAUGGGGCCAGCCCAGGCUCACCCAAUGAUGACCUGGAGGCUGAGGCCGACAGCAUGAUUGAUGGACGAAGGGAAGAGGGGGUGAUGCUCACCACUCAGAAGGGCAGCAUCGUGGUACCCACCGUCCCUGUGACCGGAAGCACCCCAGGAACCGAGAGGCGAAGGCCAGCCAGCUGUCCCUGAUCAAGGCUAUUUAUUAA